Molecule: messenger RNA, 4326 nt
Organism: Oenanthe melanoleuca
Lineage: Eukaryota; Metazoa; Chordata; Aves; Passeriformes; Muscicapidae
Gene: CHERP
Product: calcium homeostasis endoplasmic reticulum protein
Exons: 18
Coding region: 210-2909 (899 amino acids)
Biological process (GO): RNA processing; intracellular calcium ion homeostasis
Cellular component (GO): perinuclear region of cytoplasm
Molecular function (GO): RNA binding
Source: RefSeq, a predicted model, not a curated record
CUCUCCGGUGCCCCGGCCCGUCACUGCUGUUACUCCCGCCCCUCAGGCCGCACCGGGCGUGGCGGUCGUGGGGCACGUGUGGAGAGCGGCCCCGCGUGACCGGCGCCGCGCGCUGUCUCCAUAGCGACGGGGCCGUAAAGCGCGGCCGCGCGGGUGUCGCAGCUCCUCCGUCCGUGCGGCGCGGCCCAGCGGCCCGGGGACUCGCGGCCAUGGAGAUGCCGCUGCCGCCCGAGGACCAGGAGCUGCGGAAUGUCAUCGACAAGUUGGCGCAGUUUGUGGCGCGGAACGGGCCCGAGUUUGAGAAGAUGACGAUGGAGAAGCAGAAGGAGAACCCCAAAUUCUCCUUCCUUUUUGGGGGCGACUUCUACGGCUACUACAAGUACAAGCUGGCCCUGGAGCAGCAGCAGCUGUUGUGCAAGCAAAGCCAAGACAUCGAGGCUUCUGCGCAGAUCCAGCCCCUGCCACAGCCAUCGCUCCCACCUGCUGCGCCCAUCCCAGCCCCUCAGGGCACCCCAUCUGUGGAGGAACUCAUCCAGCAGAGUCAGUGGAACCUGCAGCAGCAGGAGCAGCAUCUCCUCGCUAUGAGACAGGAGCAAGUCACAUCAGCAGUAGCACUUGCAAUCGAGCAACAAAUGCAAAAGGUUUUGGAGGAAACCCAGUUAGAUAUGAAUGAAUUUGACAACUUGUUGCAGCCAAUAAUUGACACUUGCACGAAAGAUGCGAUCUCAGCUGGCAAGAACUGGAUGUUUAGUAAUGCCAAGUCUCCUGCACACUGUGAGUUGAUGGCUGGACAUCUGCGGAACCGGAUCACAGCAGAAGGAGCUCACUUUGAGCUGCGGCUGCACCUCAUCUACUUAAUCAAUGAUGUUUUGCAUCACUGCCAGAGGAAGCAAGCACGAGAUCUUCUGGCUGCUUUACAGAAGGUGGUUGUGCCUAUUUAUUGUACCAGUUUUCUAGCAGUGGAAGAAGAUAAGCAACAGAAAAUUGCCAGACUUCUUCAGCUAUGGGAGAAAAACGGGUACUUUGAUGAGUCCAUUAUUCAGCAAUUACAAAGCCCAGCUCUUGGACUUGGCCAGUACCAGGCAAAUUUGAUCACUGAAUAUGCAACGGUUGUGCAGCCUGUGCAAGUGGCUUUCCAACAGCAGAUCCAGAACCUGAAAACUCAACAUGAGGAGUUUGUGAGCAGUUUAACACAGCAGCAGCAGCAGCAACAGAUCCAAAUACCCCCACUAGAGAACGAGGUGAAAUCAACACCCCCGCCUCAAGCCCCCACAGCAGCCCCAGCCUCAGCUCCACCAUCUGUUCCGGUCACACAAGCAGAUGAUGGUAAAUCUCAGCUGCCUCUAGCUGGUUCUACAGAGUAUGAUACAACUGGGUCUGGAGUGCAGGAUCCUGCCUCAGGUGGACCACGUGGGCCUGGAUCUCAUGACCAGAUUCCCCCAAAUAAACCACCCUGGUUUGACCAACCUCACCCUGUUGCACCAUGGGGUCAGCAACAGGGACCACCUCAUUGUCCUCCCUGGAAUAACAACCAUGAAGGAAUGUGGAACGAACAGAGAGAUCAAGGCUGGAACAGUCAGCGAGAGACACCUUGGAACAACCAGCCUGAUCCUUCUUGGAACAACCAGUUUGAAGCACCAUGGAACAACCAGCAUGAGCAGCCUCCAUGGGGUGGGGGUCAGAGGGAACCUCCAUUUCGAAUGCAGCGGCCACCUCACUUCAGAGGCCCAUUUCCUCCACAUCAGCAACAUCCCCAAUUCAACCAGCCCCCACAUCCGCAUAAUUUCAACCGCUUUCCACCUCGCUUCAUGCAGGAUGAUUUUCCACCUCGCCAUCCCUUUGAAAGGCCUCCUUAUCCUCAUCGUUUUGAUUACCCCCAGGGGGAUUUUCCUCAAGAAAUUGGACCUCCUCAUCAUCAUCCUGGUCACAGAUUGCCUCAUCCUGGAAUCAGCGAGCAUCCUCCCUGGGGAGGGCCACAGCACCCUGAUUUUGGGCCUCCCCCCCAUGGGUUUAACGGGCAGCCCCCUCACAUGCGGCGCCAAGGGCCCCCUCACAUGAACCAUGAUGAUCCCAGUCUGGUGCCAAAUGUUCCCUACUUUGAUCUUCCUGCCGGACUGAUGGCUCCACUUGUCAAACUUGAAGAUCAUGAGUAUAAACCUUUAGAUCCUAAAGAUAUACGUCUUCCACCUCCAAUGCCCCCCAGUGAGAGACUCCUGGCUGCGGUUGAGGCAUUUUAUAGUCCACCAUCUCAUGACAGGCCUAGAAACAGUGAAGGAUGGGAGCAGAAUGGACUGUAUGAAUUCUUCAGAGCUAAAAUGAGAGCAAGACGGAGGAAAGGUCAAGAGAAGAGAAAUAGUGGGCCUUCUCGGUCUCGCAGUCGGUCUAAAAGCCGAGGUCGUUCAUCUUCCCGGUCUCAUUCACGAUCUUCAAAAUCAUCUGGCUCCUACUCGAGAUCACGCUCUCGCUCUUGCUCUCGAUCACGAUCCUAUUCUCGCUCACAGUCCAGAAGCCGGAGCAGGUCCCGCUCCUCUCACAGCCGAUCACGGUCUCGGUCACGGUCUCGGUCCAAAUCGUACUCCCCAGGAAGGCGGCGCCGUUCCCGCUCUCGCAGCCCCACUCCUCCUUCUUCUGCUGGUUUGGGCUCCAGUUCUGGGCCUCCUAUACCAGAAUCGAGACUUGGAGAAGAAAAUAAAGGCCAUCAAAUGCUAGUGAAAAUGGGGUGGAGUGGAUCUGGUGGAUUAGGAGCCAAGGAACAAGGAAUUCAGGAUCCAAUUAAAGGAGGUGAUAUCCGAGACAAAUGGGAUCAGUACAAAGGAGUAGGAGUUGCGUUGGACGACCCUUAUGAAAACUACAGAAGAAACAAAAGUUACUCAUUUAUCGCACGCAUGAAGGCCAGGGAUGAAUGUUAAUUCUAUUUGAAGUGGAGGGGUGCUGCCUUGGGAUCAAGUCAGACUGAUGCUGAGCAGUGUAUCCUAAUGUCUAAAUGGGGAAUGAAGCAUCUAGUUCCAGUGCAGGUGACCUCUGAGCACUGUGCAAGCUUUUAGAACCUUCCACCCACCUUCAGGCCCCGCCCAGCAGCUGGUGCAGCCGCCUCUUCGGGCAGGACACAAGGGUCAGUUCUCUGGUAGCUUUUCCAGCACUCUGAGGGGAUGGGUGAUGCUUUGUAAUGGAACACAGUCUUCGAGCUUUUUUAUAUUUUUGUACAUACCCUUUAAUAAAAGCUAAUUAGUUCAAUAGAAGAUAAUCCAUUUUCUCUGCUCUACACGUUUCUAUCAAGGAGAUGUUCUUGUAACCUUGCUGUAAUCUAAAUGAAAAGAGAAACAAACUUUUUGUAACUGUUUCCAGAGACCACCAGCUAGAGCUGUUAGGCCCUUACACUGCAGUUCCACUCCCCAGGUCUGCAUGGUGGUUCCCUUUUCCAGUUGGUCGGUUGUAGACUAAAAACCCUCUUAAAACCAUUCAGUUAAUAUGGUGAAGUAUCAGUUUGCUCUAGAUCUACUGUAGUUGUGGAACUGUACCUGUCUGUGAAUCAGCAUACAACACCUGUAUGUUACCAACUUGUGAAUGUUGUUGUUUUGCCUUCCAAUAAACAGUUUUUUUUUAAAUAAAAAGGCAGCUGAGAUUUCAGAGUAAGUGGAUUCCUGUACCUUGACUAAAAGCCUUCCUUGUUUUGAAUUUAUCUUAAUAUUAACACACUCAAGCGUGUGUUUGGGUUUGUUGUAAUCUGACAAGGCUGAUUACAUAGAAACGCUGCUUGGAGAAUGGCACUAAGGUGAGGAUAUGGUAAUUUCCUGCUGUGGUCAUAUUUCUCAGGGGCUGUAGUACAGACUUUCACUUCUACCACAAUCAUAGAUGCGAUCACAGAUGUCACAAUUCACUGAAUAAAUACGUGCACUGUGAUGACUUAUCAUGGUCGCAUUAGACAGAAGUGUUACUUUGACGUCUCUUUUGCUGACAUAGUCUGGCUGGAGGUUCCUGCGUAUCCCUGUAUUGUGUACAUAAGUAAAACAUUCAGCUAUAGAAAAGUAAAUUAUAUGUAAUAAUUAGGAACUUGUACUAACUAAUUUAUACUAAUAUAGCAGUUUGUACUAAUCCUUCCAAUAUGGUUUAGAACCUUUUUUCUGUGCAGCUUGGAAAAGUUUCUUGUUUCAGCCUUUGAGCUGUAAAUAUAAAUGUCACUUAAAGCUCAGUAACUGUCCAAGCAGUUAUUUCUCCUGGGCUCUCCGAAUUUCUUCAAGCGCUUGCUCAAUUGUUAGAGGUGGGGAUUUGUGAUUCUUGAUGUACUGCGAAAAAAAAAAAAAGUUAAUAAACGAAUAAAUGUCUUUA